AGCUGCGGAAACGAUGUCUCAUUACACCACACACUGUGUAGAGUCAGUCCACUGCUGCACUGAUUCGCACGUCUAAACGACACCAUUUAACAAACUGUGGUUAUCGUAGGGCACGAGCGGAGGGGUAAAACGUUCGCGACACUGCCGACAUGGCAGACGACGGUGUAGACGAAGAGAGGAAGAUAAAGGUGACGGCGGUGGGAGAUUGUGGGGUGGGGAAAACGUGUCUUCUAAUGACCUACGCCACCAACAAAUUCCCCGACAGUGAUGUCCCUGGACUUUAUGAAUGCAGUCAAACUGUGAAAGCUGGACGGUCAACAUCAUUUGAAGUCCCUGUGGAGAUGCAGUUCAAUGGCUGUAAAUACAGCAUUGGUUUGACAGACACGAUCGGAUCAGACGAGUACCGUCGAAUCCGCGAGUUGUUUACAGUGGGAACAGAUAUAUUCCUUGUAUGUUUUAGUGUGACAGACCCCGACACACUGACCAAUGUUAAACAAAACUGGCUCUCUGAAAUCAAAAUUCUGGCCCCAAAGGCUACCUUCGUUUUGGUCGGCACAAAGACAGAUCUUCGAGAGGACGAAACUGUGAAACAAAAAUUAAAAGAAAAAGACCAGAAAGUAAUAUCUAUUCAAGAAGGAAUUAAAUGUGCGAAAACCUUCGGUGCGAAAACGUAUGUAGAAUGCUCUGCAUUGAACCAGAUUGGACUUAAGGAAGUGUUUGAGACCGUCGUCAUGGUUACUGGUCCAGAAACCAGCGACCAGCGGCAUUCCGGAAAGAAUGGCGGACCAUGUGUCGUGUCCUAACUAUGUCGAAAUGGUGGAAUUCACGGAGAGCAUUACGCAUCACAGAAAGGAAUUUCAUCGUAGAAACAAGAUGGGUUUAGUGCAAAAGACUGAACUUCGAUAUUAUAAAGGGUUUUCGUUGCAUUAUUAUGCAUCGUGUACCCACAGUGCAUUCGGAACUGCAUAUAAACAAAAUCAAUGUCAACUGGAUAAAACAAUGGGCUCGAGAGGAAGAAUUGAGAUAUAAGCUGGACUAGAGUAAAUAAUGUCGACUUGACAAGCAAAAACAAAAACACUGGAUAUUAAGCGAAAAAGACAAAUGUGUCAACAGUGCAUGUUCUUUUAAUGAAGAAUGAACCUUAAACACUUUAAGAAUUCCGAAAUAUUAAAUGUUAUCUAAACCAGCGGCUGGUCUGCUGAUCUAACUAUAUGUCCCUAGAUGCCGGCCAUUCUUGUAUAUGAUAUUACUAUUCAUCAUCAACAUGUACGUUAUGCCUUAAAUGGAUAUUUAUGAAAAAUUGUUGUACUGGUUGGGUGACUAAAUACAGCAUACAUGUGUCCAUGACACACUCGCGUGAGGGCAGAGAGUGCAAAGUUCGGAGUUUGUAAUAAGCCUGUGCCGUGAGACAUAAUCGUCACUACCAACAACAAACUGUAAUCUGUCAGACACCUACCACGGACUACUCAGGAUAAUUCACCACAUAAAAAAUAAUAACGUCAUAAGAUAUCUGUUCCUAUGAAAAAAUGAUAAAGUUAUCUUUCUAUGUUCGUAAAAGCAAGUGUAAUAUUACUUUACUAUCAAUCCUUUGGGGUGAAAAUUUAUUAUUUUUCAAAAAUUGAUGAAUGAUUGUAGAUUUAACUGGAUUUUCUGACUGUUUAUAUGCUUUUAACAUUACCUACUGUAUCAGUAUUGCACGAGUAUGUAAAUUAAUUUGACAUUUUCAUCAUGUGCCCAUUUUUGCCAACUUUCCUUAACAAACCAUGAACUUCAUGUACAAGUAAUACAAUGUACAAGACAUUUUAUAUAUUUAUAUAUUUUUACAAUUAGUUUGUCUGCUUUGACACCAAGUGAAGACAUUUCGUUAAUUUAUAUCAUCCAUAAUUUCUUUUGUACAGAUUAUGUUUAAAUAAAAUCCAUAAAACCAA
This is a messenger RNA of Pecten maximus, 1928 nucleotides long. Its product is annotated as cdc42 homolog. The transcript has 3 exons. Gene Ontology annotation, molecular function: GTPase activity; GTP binding. Lineage: Eukaryota; Metazoa; Mollusca; Bivalvia; Pectinida; Pectinidae. The record is from RefSeq and is a predicted model, not a curated record. Gene Ontology annotation, biological process: small GTPase-mediated signal transduction. The coding region runs from base 150 to 803 and encodes 217 amino acids.